This is a messenger RNA of Carassius carassius (crucian carp), 899 nucleotides long. RefSeq names its product TP53 regulated inhibitor of apoptosis 1 (gene triap1). NCBI's taxonomy places the organism in Eukaryota, Metazoa, Chordata, Actinopteri, Cypriniformes, Cyprinidae. The transcript has 2 exons. The record is from RefSeq and is a predicted model, not a curated record.
UAGCCAAAAUUUUUAUUCAUUUAAUUAUUUUGGUUUUGUCCUUGGGACUUUUAAACGCGCUUUGCUGACUGCUGACGUAAUCAUCGUGCGCCACGCGGGACCACGUGUCAUCGGCGAGAUCACGGGAGUAAACGAACAGUGACUCUCGGCGGACAGAACACGACUCUGAACCGCCAAUCCGCGGUGUUUGUGGCCGGUGUGAAGAUGGACAGCGUCGGCGAGGGCUGCACGGAGCUCAAGCGCGAGUAUGAAUAGUGUUUUAACCGCUGGUUCUCCGAGGAAUUCCUGAAGGGAGACCGGAGCGCGGAUCCGUGCAGCGAGUUAUUCCGCAAAUAUCACACGUGUGUUCAGAAAGCCAUCCAGCAUAAGGACAUUCCUGUAGAAGGUGUGGAGUUCAUGGGCCCGAACAGAGAGAAAGCGGACAGCUGAUGGCUUGGUUGUCUUGGAUAUGGACUGGGACAGAUGUGUUGGCAUCAUCAGGACGCUCGGACUGCAGCGAUGACCCUUUGAUGGACAGACACUUACCGUUGAGACUGAAACUGAACAUCCAGUGCUUAGCUUGAUAGUGAAUGGUUAUUAGAAAGGAGCAUGCUUGAGCUGUCAGCUUUCUAAACAUGCAGGAGAAUGCAUUGUGCAUCGAAAAGGGUUCAGGUGCGGCCCUUUUCCCUGGAAGCUUGUUACGUAAUUAUUAAAGGUAAUUGCUACAUUUUGUUUCAUUGGUUUUUGCCCUCCUCACAAUUGCAAAUCGGACUUAUAAAUCGGAGUUUAUAUAUUUUGCAAUUAUUUUAGUUUAUAUGUUUUCACUAAAGAAAAAAAAGCUUUCUCUUUUAAUUUUGACUUUUUUUUCUGAAUUCUAAAUUGUUUUUUUCCACCGCAGAAUAUAAAUGGGCAGUUUUGAC